UGCAGUAAUUCUAGCAGUUUCGAGCUGUAUAAGUGGUCCAGCAUCUUUUAAAAAAACGUGCACUGCCUCAAGUCUGAAAUGCCUCGUUAUUGUGCAGUAAAAUUAUGUAAAAACCGCGGAGGUAUCCCUUCGAAAGACAACAAGAAAAUUAGUUUCUACCCGUUUCCUUUGCGAGACGAAGCUCGACUUCAAAAAUGGGUUGAUAACAUGAAACGGGAGGAGUGGACCCCAAGUCGACAUCAAUAUUUGUGCAGUGACCAUUUCACGGAGGACUCUUUUGAUGUCCGAUGGGGGAUUCGAUACCUAAAGCACACUGCUGUUCCUACCAUAUUCCCUUUCCUAUAUGAUGAAAGUGACACGCCGUCCACACAGGAUGAUGUAAAUAAGCAUCAUAGUAAAAAGAAUGCAAAGCCAGAAGCAAGGACAUCUGAUGUCAGUGUGAAGCCCAUCAGACCAUCAUCACCACCUAAGAAAAGAGCCCUAAUUCUGAAAAAGCAUCACUCCGAAACGUAUAGACAAAAUGGGGACAACUCAUCAGAGAAGACCACCAAAGCCAUGCCUAAAGUGAGUGAGUCCGAGUUUCCCACUGUGCUACUCAUAAGAGAUCUGGACCCUGAUAGCCCAUCCUCCUGUGAAGCCCUGCAUGCCGCAGCUUCCCUACCAGGAGGACAAACUGCUGUUGAGUCUACUAGUCUACAGCCAGUAGAGGAGAGAAUACUGGUGACAUCCUGUGUGAGCGUGCUCAGUGAGGCCCAGCAUAGUCCUGACGCAGGUUCCACCAUGACCGUGCUAUGCACUGAAGCGCCUGCACCAUUCAGCUCGUCUGAAGCAGCACUAGAUGGAGUGCCCAUAACCGUGAGCCAGACAGUGAGUGCUCCUUUGGAGCAGGACAGUAAGCACAGCAGGGACUGCGUAGAGGACUGCAAUGCACAGGUCCCUGACUCUGAGCACAUUUUGCAGUACGAGCAUUCAUACUCCAGGCAAGACACUGAUAAGGGCCAACUGUGGAACAAGAUCGCCAGCCUCCACAUGAAGAUAAUGGAGCUGGAAAAGAGGGAGGAGGGCACAGUCGCAAAAAUUAACUCUCUGGAAACACUUAUUGCACAUCUGAAGAAGGAGAACAUUGUCUGUGAGGAAAAACAGAAAGCACUAGAGGACUAUUUUACAUCUGUCUUUCUCUGA
Molecule: messenger RNA, 1182 nt
Organism: Megalops cyprinoides (Indo-Pacific tarpon)
Lineage: Eukaryota; Metazoa; Chordata; Actinopteri; Elopiformes; Megalopidae
Product: THAP domain-containing protein 5-like
Exons: 3
Coding region: 79-1182 (367 amino acids)
Cellular component (GO): nucleus
Source: RefSeq, a predicted model, not a curated record